This is a messenger RNA of Entamoeba histolytica HM-1:IMSS, 1500 nucleotides long. RefSeq names its product xylulose kinase, putative. Bases 1 to 1500 code for a protein of 499 amino acids. The record is from RefSeq and is a predicted model, not a curated record. The transcript has a single exon. Lineage: Eukaryota; Evosea; Mastigamoebida; Endamoebidae. Gene Ontology annotation, molecular function: kinase activity. Gene Ontology annotation, biological process: carbohydrate metabolic process.
AUGAAAUUAAGUAUUGGAUAUGAUAUUGGCAGUUCAUCAAUAAAAGGGUCAUUAGUUGAUAUAGAAAGUGGAACAUCUUUAAUAACUGAUUAUUAUCCUAAAAAGGAAAUGAAAAUUUUAUCAAAACAAGAUGGAUUUGCUGAACAAAAUGUAGAAGAAUGGUGGAAAAAUAUUCAACAAGUUACUCAACAAAUUGUUUAUUUUAUCAAGGAACAUGGACUUUCAAUUUCCAAUAUUGUUUCAAUUGGUAUAUCUUAUCAAAUGCAUGGAAUUGUUUUAAUUGAUUCUCAAGGAAAAGUAUUACGUGAUGCAAUUAUUUGGUGUGAUUCAAGAGGUGUAUCAUAUGGCUAUGAUGCAGAACAAAAACUUGGACAUGAUUUUUGUUUAAAACAUUUGUUAAAUCUUCCUGGGAACUUUACAGCAACAAAAUUAGCAUGGAUAAAAGAACAUGAACCAGAGAUUUUUAAUCGUAUUUAUAAAGUAUUACUUCCUGGUGAUUAUAUUGCUUUUAGAAUGACUGGUAAACCAACUACAACACAAUCUGGAUUAUCAGAAUGUAUGUUAUGGGAUUAUAAAAGACAAGAAAUAUCUACUGAAAUGAUGAAUUGGUUAGGAUUAAGAAAUGACCAACUUGGAGAUAUUGUUCCCACGUUUGGUGUUCAAGGUAAAUUAAGAAAAGAAAUUGCAAAUGAACUUGGAUUAGUUGAGGAUAUUCCUAUUACUUAUAGAGCAGGUGAUCAACCAAAUAAUGCUUUUUCAUUAGGUGUAUUAAAUCCAGGGGAAGUUGCAUCUACAGCAGGAACAUCAGGAGUAGUUUAUGGUAUAACAGAGUUUCCAUUAUAUGAUGAAUUAUCAAGAAUUAAUACAUUUAUUCAUGUAAAUAAUUCCCAAUUUCAACCUAGAAAUGGAAUAUUAUUAUGUAUUAAUGGAACUGGAUGUUUAUAUUCAUUUAUUAAGAAAUUACUUGAUAGUGAUUAUAAAGUAAUGGAUGAAUUAGCUGAACAAGUUCCUAUUGGAAGUGAUGGUCUUGUUAUUCUCCCAUUUGGUAAUGGGAGUGAAAGAAUGUUACAAAAUAGUUGUAUUGGAUGUUCUAUUGAACAUUUAAAUUUUAAUGUUCAUACAAAACAACAUCUUAUCCGAGCAUCACAAGAAGGAAUUGUAUUUGCCUUUGCAUAUGGAAUUGAACAAAUGAGAAAUAUGGGAAUGUCAAUUACUACAAUUAAAGCAUGUUAUACAAAUAUGUUUCAAAGUAAAUUAUUUGUUAAAACAUUAUCUGCAGUAACAAAUACAACAAUUGAACUUUACCAAACUGAUGGUUCAUUAGGAGCAGCAUUAGCAAGUGCAGUUGGUAGUGGUUAUUUUACUUCAUUAAACCAAGCAUUAAAUUCAUUAAAAAUGGUUGAUAAAUAUACUAUCCCAAAAGGAGAAUGUAUAGAAUAUUGUCAAGCUUAUUCUCAUUGGAAACAAGUUUUGAAUGAACAUCUGUCACAUAAUUAUUAA